Molecule: messenger RNA, 4718 nt
Organism: Helicoverpa armigera (cotton bollworm)
Lineage: Eukaryota; Metazoa; Arthropoda; Insecta; Lepidoptera; Noctuidae
Exons: 28
Coding region: 10-4563 (1517 amino acids)
Molecular function (GO): protein binding
Source: RefSeq, a predicted model, not a curated record
ACUCCAAAAAUGUCUCGGAAAACUCUAGAUAGUUCUGCAAAAUCUACUGCGGUUGUAGAAGUUGAUCCUUUAGAGUGCCCGUUUAGGGAAUUCCGUGAUAAUGAAUUACAAAUAGACUAUUGGGGUAUGGGUCCAGUCGCCUUCAGAGCACACAGUCAAGUCUCAAAGACGCCAACGAAAGUUCCACAUGACAACAGCCUUUGGGUUGAUGAUCAGGCACAGCCGCUGCCAAGGUCUGUGAGGAACUUCCUCCAUCGGUGGAUCAGGGCUGAACAGCUUGCAAUGGAUAGAUGGAAUGCUGAAGUUAUUAUUUUUGAGGAGAACGAUGGAGGCAAGAUGGGGAUAGGUGACAUGCAGCUGAGUCAUGCUCAGGUGCUGUUCAGGUCUUCGUUCUGCAGAAAAGUGCUAUCAGCUUGCUUCAUACUGGAACGAGUUGAAGGUUUGAUGGUUGAACAUCAAUGGGAGUACUUCACAUUUUUCUACCCACCAGAGGGUUGGCGACCGAAGUAUCACAUCUACUCUCCUGGAACCAAACCUGGUGGUGGACCUCAGCAUAAACCUGGGCUUUCUAAAAGCGGUUGCUACCUAGUCCGUCUGUUCUACUUAGGCACCUGGCGUUGCGUGUGGGUCAGUGACCAGGUUCCAGUAGAUACCUCUGGAUCUCCACUGCUUCCUUUCUCUCCACUCUUGACUCAUGCUCCAACGAAACCUGGUUCGAAGCAGGCACCUCAAACUGUGACUGCUGGAGUGGUGUUCCUGUGGCCUUUGCUUCUGACGAAGGCGCUUCUCAAGCUGGCGGCACCUGACAUGAAUUCUGAUGAAGACUCCCAUUGUGCCGAGGAUGAGGACUUAGAUGACUUUAACAUAAUGCACGCGCUAACUGGUGGUAUGAAUAUACGGUAUCAUGUACCUGAUAUUGAAGAUCUCUGGGUGCGUAUCAUCACUGAAGUUCCCCUCUUCUCCUGGGAUGACGACGAUGAAACUCAGCCUAGUACAAUCAAAUCCAAAAGUACUAAAAAACCUACUGCUAAAGAGUUAGCUGCUGUUGUUAAACGAACCUGUCUAACGUAUGCCAUCAUUAGAGACACGAAGGACUAUCCACCAUACCACCUGCCAGGAAUAACUCCUGGACACGAAAUGAGUCUUCUCAUCAUGAUGGCUCGAGAUCUGCCUCUGAAGAAGCCACUGCCAGAACCUGAGGUAGCCUUAUGGAAAUACUACCGUUGGGUGGACUGGGCUCGUGGUCACGGGCUCUACGCAGAGUAUGACUGUCCCCGCACCAGGUUCCUGAAAGUCAAUGGACUACUGAAGCUGUCUUAUGCUCCUCACCUCUUAGAUGUUCAGAGCACGGAGUCGAUAACUCUUGGUUUUAUUGAGGAGCAAGUAAAGAGUGUCACUGGACCGCCGAAAGACGAUGAUGAAUAUCACAAGAAAAAAGAAAAGAAGACGAAGGAACAGUUGAAAUAUGCUCUUAAUGCUGCGCAGCAAGCGGCUUUGGCAAUUAAAGAGGAACUCAGAGAGUGGAUACAAUUUAGUUCGCUUCAUCAACUAGUAAACUUCAUACAUGUGAUAUACUAUCCAUCUUUGUUUAACUUUACGUCGGCUGGCAGUCAUCCUCCAAUGAGGAGUUUGAAAGCAGCCAACAAGACAACAGAUAUAGUGGCUCCUAAAUCAGCACCCUUAUAUUUUCAAGUCGAUGGCCCAGAAACAAAUAAAAUUAGGAUGUCUCUAAGUAUGCUGCAUCCAAGAAUCCUAGCCAACAGCGGUACUCCAGUAAUGAAUUUCAUAGAACCAGCUAAUUUUGUUUUGGAGAGAUUUGAAUGGUUCAAAGAUAUAGAUUUACCAAUACCUAAAGCUUAUGUGAGAACAAGAGGAUAUGAAUCAGUUGAAAUCGAUUUUGAACCUGGCAGACACUUUUUUAGGGUUUGGACACAUUCGCGAAUGAACUGGCACAUUAUGGUGCUCAGUGACUCCACAGUACUCCUGAACACUAGAGACGUGAUCCAGGGUGCUGCUGUCAAAGAAUGUCCUUGGGCAGCAAAGUUCCUUCUGAAUCUUGGAGCGGCAUUCUCCAAUUGGAUAAAAGUUAAUCGAGCUAGUCAAAGUGUUAUAUCGGCUGAUAGGGAAUUUUUCAGAUCUUAUCAACCUGAUUUAAAGUGGGACAAAGAAGUAGCGGGCUAUGAUCGUCAUCUCCUACACUGGAUGUUCAGACAAGCCCUCCAGUCGUUACUAUCAAAAACUUUAAACCAAACAGAGUGGAAAGCUGUGUCAAAUGUUUUGAGGAAAUAUUUUUGCGAUCCAGAUUUUGGAUUCCCGCCAAAACCCAAACCUCCAAGAUCUGUGAGGGAGAUUGCAAAUCUGGAUGUUUGUGAUUGUUUGAUGCCCGAAAUAGAAGAAAUAGAAUUUAUGGAAGAGCAGAUGGAGGAAAUGGAACAGUCGAACGAAGAAGCAAAACCCUUAGUAACACCCGAAAUGAUGGCAAAAUUAUUGAAAGCACCUGAAUUACCAAUAACAUCCCAAGUUUGUGAACUGGCUACUGAGGAGGUGCCAUGUGGAAUACUGAAGGAUGAAAGGGAGAAAAUGAUUAGAAAACAUGAAGCGGCUAUAAUCCUUCAAGCUCAUUGGAGAGGCACUUGGGCUAGAAAAUGCCUUAAAUCUAAUAUUACUAUUUCUAGUGAAGUGACUAAAUAUGUGAAUGAUCAUGCAUUUGGAACUGUAGAUGCACUCUCAAGGUUAAUGAACGAAUUCUUCGGGAUGUUUCCUGGAGCUAAAUAUGCUUACUCAGUAUCUUCAGCGUUGAGCGGAGUCUAUGGCUUACACCACCAUAGUGGUACUACUAAUGUGACCCCUAAAUGCAAGUGGGUCCCAUAUUUUCAAGGAGUGUUUUAUUGCCACGCACCCGUUAAGGUCCAUUUUGAUGUUCAGAGCACCAUUCCACAUAGUACUGUAGCAGUUUUCAAUAAUGAUUCGGGAGAGCAGUUGCCACAAGCUUAUAAUGCUCAUAUUACUUUUGAGUUUGCACCAAACUUUCUUGGCUACACAGUCUUAGGCCACAGCAAUCUGACUCAACCUCCAGGCAUUCACUAUGAUGCCCAUUGGCAGCUUACCGUCAUGACUUCCAUCGAUGGUGCUUUCCACAUCUGCGACAACGAGGACCCUUGCAAGGAAACGCCGAUUCCAAAUUCAAACAAACUGCAUCUCGAUGAAAUGUUUUUGCCAAACAGAAGGAAUAUUUUGGGUGGUAUUCAGAUCUCCGUGGUGAAGCAUGAAGCUGUCAGUUUUAGGGCUGCUGCCACAUCACCCGAUUUAGAAAUGAUAGCAAUUCUACGUUCCAUUAAUCCAGGGGGUACAACUGAAGAGAUAUCAAGAUGCUCUGGAAGAGGAGAGAUCUACUGGCCUUACAUCAGGCUGGAACCACCUCCGAGCAAGAAGGGGACGUCUUCUCAUCAUCAAGCUUCCAUGAGUGCAAGGGAUAUUACCCUUAGUGCCCGUUCCCUGGUUAAAACUCAGGGGAAACAUCAUAAAGUGGGUCCAGCUACAAAGUAUCGAUCCACGUUAAAGAUGAAACCACUAAAUCAAGAACCAAAGUUGUACUCAAUUGAAGUCGUUUGCCCAAUGGGUUGGCCGUUGACUCUUGCUCAAUGGAGACGUGUGGACGAAGUUCGAAAUUCACAAGAAGCUGCCAAACUUGAAAUACAAAUACAAAAGAAAGCUAUCAAAGAAAAGGAAAAGCCAGGCAAACCCGGAUCAGCAAAAGAUAAAGAUAAAGAGAAAACUAUACCGUCCUCAGUCUACGUACAUCAACCAAUGCCUGGAGAUGCCAGCGUAGAAUUGGAAUGUGCUCUAGCAUUGGGUGGUGGAGCCGUCGCCAAGAGAGAUGAUGACAGAGAUCUAGAGUAUUCUGAUGCAAGGAAAGCUUGGGAUGCGAAGGAGCCUGGUAGGAACCAUAGGGGAGCACAAAUCAGGCAACAUUCUAUUAGAAAAGAUUUUCGCACUGAGUUCCUGGAAGUACCGCCGGCUGCACCUUCAGAAAGCGUACAAAGUGCUAUGGAUUACGAGGCCAUGUUUGAGGAUAUUGAAGAAGGUAAAGAAUCGGUGCACCAACCCCCACCACAGGGACCAUCUCCUGUGUCUGAAAGUGGAUUGCUAGAAAUGUCGGUGGAGAGUGAGGAAGAGGCUCUGUACCUGUUAAUGCCCGACCAGCUCCGUGACAGGUUCACUCCACUCCACUUCUUGCCGUACUGCACGAAGGAGAAGAAUGAGGAAGAGAUCAUCAUCGUCUCCCCGGACAUGGCAGAAGCUGCGAAGAAGGACAGGCAUGCACGCAUGGAAGCCGCCAAAGAACGCAUGCGUGAACUGCAACUCUUCAAUGAGGAGCACGUGCUGGGCAGGCAGAAGUACCGCUGUCAAGUGUUGGAGAAACUCUUUGUUGAUGGAACGUUAUGCCCAGAAUUAGUAGAAGUUAUGGAACAAAGAGAAGAAGCCAUUUGUCAAGAAGUGCUGAAUAGAAACCUAUCAGCCACGAGGAAGAAGUUAGAAGCGAAGUUGGAUAAGAAGAAGUAAGAGUAAAGAGAAGAAAGAAGAGAAUUGAUAUAAGAGAAGAUUGAUUUAAGAAUUAUUUCGUUUUAAGUUGUAUUUCGCAUCAGAGGUAUGCGUUCGGUUAUAAAAUAUUUUUGGUUACUAUUUUGCGUCGAUUAUUUUUCUAGAUUGUACCAAAA